UGCUCUUAAGCUUUUUUCAUCACACAACACAUACAAACAUACAUACAUUGGAAAAAAAAAUACUAAUAAUCAUCAUGGCUAAGUUUGCUUCCAUCAUCACCCUUAUCUUCGCUGCUCUUGUGCUCUUUGCUGCUUUUGAAGCACCGGCAAUGGUGGAAGCACAGAAGUUGUGCGAGAGGUCAAGUGGGACUUGGUCCGGAGUCUGCGGAAACAACAACGCUUGCAAGAAUCAGUGCAUUAACCUUGAGGGAGCAAAACAUGGAUCUUGCAAUUAUCGAUUCCCAUACCACAGAUGUAUCUGUUACUUCCCAUGUUAAUCAUAUCAACCAAAAAGUCCGUGGUGCUUAAACGUGUGUAUUUUACAUAUAUAAAAUAAGUCUGUGUCACUUAAGAGUGACUUGAUGACAUAUACAUGUGUUUAUGUUUUAAUGUUUGGUUUGGUUUGACUUUGUUGUUAUAAUGAUAUAAAUAUAAUUUAUGUACGACU
Molecule: messenger RNA, 487 nt
Organism: Capsella rubella
Lineage: Eukaryota; Viridiplantae; Streptophyta; Magnoliopsida; Brassicales; Brassicaceae
Product: defensin-like protein 4
Exons: 2
Coding region: 75-317 (80 amino acids)
Biological process (GO): defense response
Source: RefSeq, a predicted model, not a curated record